CAACGUUUUUCACCAUUUUCUGGAUCAAACGACUAAUCGAUUAAUCGAGGAAAAUAGGAUAAUUGGAUAAAUCAGUUAAUCGGAUUAAUUAGAAGAUAAUCGUCAGACGUAGUCUUAAGAGCUUGUGAAUGAGAAACAUAAAGGUUUAUUAUGGUCAGGUGGCCGCGGUAUGGCACGUAUCCCAUGGCAACAGGCCUGAGUGAGGGACACACACGCGCACACAUACAUACACACACUGUAGGUAUAUAGGUUAGCUGGCUAGCAGCAGACAAAAAAAUCUGUUGUUUUUGAAACGUUUACUGUCACAAAACAUGAGUGAAAACGACAAAUGUUACUGCGAGCGGGAGUUUGCGGGGCUCAGAAGUCGGCAAGCCGCUCACCUUCUCGUUUGAAACAAGGCCAAAGUCGAAAUCUGGACACUACAGCCAAUCUCGCUCCCGCUCAAGGUCCUAUUGUUGCCGUUCUCGCAGUACAGUGGACAGCAUUGGCACCGAAGCCACAGCCGCUCACCCAUGUCUAAUCACCGCAGGCAAAUCAGCAACUGCGCAAAGGAACGAGCCAAUGGCACAGAGCUGGAUGGAGGCAGAAUCAGAGUGGACUUCUGCAUCACAAAAAGACCUCACAGUCCAACCCUGAAGUAUUCUGAGUGUUUGUGGAUUAAUAAGAUACGUUAACAAAAAAACACACAGUUCUCCUGUUAAACAGUUAUGUUCUGAUGUACAGUACUUUUUACUAUUUUUUAUAUUAUUAUUAAUUAUUAUUAUUUAGAUCUAAUCCAUUAAGAGAUGAAUGCUCAAAGGAGACAUUAUGCUUUUUGUGAUUUUCUGUCAUUUUUAUACUGUUAUGAUAUCAGAUGUCUAUGUUUAACAUGGUCAAAGCCUCCGGAGCCAGAAGCUGGCCAAUCAGAACAGAGUGGGCUCAUCAGGAGGGGGGCCUUAAAGAGAUGGGAGCCAGAGCGACCCGUUUCAGAAAGAGGCUGAACUGAAGGGAACAUAAUAUGUCCCCUUAAAAUAAAAAUUGAGAGUGGUCAUUUUAUACUCUCCAAAUAGAGGGCCUUUAUGAAAGAUCUGUAAAAAUGCUUUUGCCCAUUAGAAACCAGUAUUAUGUAAUUUAUUAGGAAAGCAGGGUUUUAAAUGGAUACCCAAAGUUCGUCAAAGUGAUUAGAACAUGGACCUAAAUCAUCACAAAUUCACUUUAGCUCAGCCGCCGGCAUUAUUAACACAAAACUGUAAAAAGCACGAGUUCAGUCCGGGAGAAAUAACACAGAUGAGGUGAAACAAAAAAACAAAAAUGAAAGAACACAACUGUAAGACAAUAAGACACAACUGUAAAUCUCAUCUUGGUAUUCUCUUCUAUGUAGUGGAGGAGGUGGUCUAAGUGGUCCUCGACGCUGUUCACGUGACUACGACCGUGGAUAUGAAUGCUAUGACAACAGGGACCACUACACAUCAUACAGAUCAUGAACAAACUAUAUGUUGGGAAUUUAAGUCCUUCGGUCACUGUCGAGGACUUGCAGCAGCUCUUUGGGGAGAGGAAGCUGCCAGUGGCCGAGCAGGUCCUGCUGAAAUCCGGCUAUGCUUUUGUGGACUUCCCCGACCAGAACUCGGCCAUAAAGGCUAUAGAGACUCUUUCUGGUAAAGUUGAAUUACACGGAAAGGUGAUAGAGGUAGACUACUCUGUUCCCAAAAAACUAAGGAGUCGGAAGAUCCAGAUCCGGAACAUUCCCCCUCAUCUACAGUGGGAGGUUUUGGAUGGCCUUCUAGCUCAGUAUGGUACUGUAGAAAACGUGGAACAAGUUAACACUGAUACAGAAACAGCAGUGGUGAAUGUUACGUACGCAACCAAGGAGGAAGCUAAAGAAGCCAUUGAGAAGUUGACAGGACACCAGUUUGACGACUACUCCUUCAACGUGUCAUAUAUCAUGGACAUGGAUGCUGCUCCGCCCGUCCAGGCUGCUCGCACACGGCGCGGGGGUCGAUCGUCCCGGGACCAGGGCACUCCUCAGCCUGGGCCCUCAGGAGGCUUCGGCGCUCUGCGCCCCCGGCAACACGACUUCCCCCUGCGCAUGCUCGUGCCUACUCAGUUCGUGGGAGCCAUCAUCGGCAAGGAGGGCCUCACCAUCAAGAAUGUCACCAAACAGACGCAGUCCAAGGUGGACAUUCAUCGGAAGGAAAAUGCAGGUGCGGCAGAAAAGCCCAUUACCAUCCACUCAACUCCGGAGGGCUGCUCCUCCGCCUGCCGCAUGAUCCUGGACAUCAUGCAGAAGGAGGCCAACGAGACCAAGACGACGGAGGACAUCCCUCUGAAAAUCCUCGCCCACAACAGCCUGGUGGGGCGACUGAUUGGGAAGGAGGGCCGCAACCUGAAGAAGAUUGAGGAGGAGACAGGGACCAAGAUUACCAUCUCCUCGUUACAAGACUUAACCAUUUACAACCCUGAGAGGACCAUCACGGUGAAGGGCAGCUUGGAGGCGUGUUGUAAAGCCGAGGCGGAGAUCAUGAAGAAACUGAGGGAAGCCUACGAGAAUGACAUUGCUGCUAUAAAUCAACAGGCCAACCUUAUCCCAGGCUUGAACCUGAACGCUCUGGGCAUCUUCUCCUCUGGUCUGCCGGUGCUGCCCCCUGCUGCUGGACCACGCGGUGCAGUGACCCCUGUGGCACCAGCAGGAUACAACCCAUUCUUAAGUCACUCUUCACAUCUCAGUGGCCUGUACGGGGUUCCUCCAGCAAGUGCCAUCCCCCACCAGCACUCACAACAGGCUCCAGAACAGGAGGUCGUCUACCUCUUUAUUCCAACUCAGGCAGUCGGAGCUCUGAUUGGCAAGAAGGGCCAGCACAUCAAACAACUUGCCCACUUUGCUGGAGCUUCCAUUAAGAUCGCCCCAGCUGAGAGCCCAGAUGUUACUGAGAGGAUGGUUAUCAUUACUGGAACCCCAGAGGCUCAGUUUAAGGCCCAAGGUCGGAUAUUUGGAAAGCUGAAAGAGGAGAACUUCUUCUCAGCGAAGGAAGAGGUCAAACUGGAGACGCACAUCAAGGUUCCCUCGACUGCAGCUGGCAGGGUCAUCGGUAAAGGCGGCAAGACGGUGAACGAGCUGCAAAACCUUACGAGCGCUGAGGUCAUCGUACCGCGGGACCAAACUCCAGACGAGAACGACGAGGUCUUUGUGAAAAUCAGUGGGCAUUUCUUUGCCAGCCAGACUGCACAGAGGAAGAUCCGGGAGAUCAUUCAGCAGGUCAAACAACAGGAACAGAAGCACCAGCAGGGCGCCGCCGUGUCACCGCACCACUCCAAGUGACCAGCGGGGUGGCUCCAGUGGGCGCCAGCCAAUGAAUGUAGCCCUCCCAAACGGACAGAGACCUACCCAGACAAAGGCCAAGGCCAAGGGGGACAUGCAGGGCAGACCAGCAGCACCGGGAUCAAAACCAAAGAACUUCACGAGGGGGGAAACAAGUGAGAGCCAAAGGCUGAGGGCAUUGUGUGCACUGCCAGCCCUGUGAGAGCAGAUAGAGUGGGAGAAACCGUACUGAUAUAACUGCAAAAACAGACAAAAAAAGACCAAAACAAUUAAAAAAAACAACAACAAAAAAAAAAUCAAGAAAAGUUGAAAUGGCAGAGAAUUUGGGAACUGUUGUCUUCACAGUUAAAAAGGUAAAACAGGAAGUAGUAUGUCGCCCUGCAUAACGUUAUCUCUUUAGUUGGACUAACAUAGGCCUAACAGAAAAAGCAACUGUAUUAACACGAGCGUAGGUGAGGCAUUGUGAUUCAUACUUUGGGUUAGAGCAAGAGUGAGUUACAAUGGACGCCUUCUCUCACAAGAGUUUGAUUAAAUAUCCUUAGCAGUAUUAAUACAGGGUAGAAAAGUAUAUUGAUACACACUGACAGUAUGAACUGUUAUUUGUCUAUCAAAAUAACAGUAAGUCUUGGUGUUGUUUUUAAUAUUUUGCUUGUUCCAGAGAUCGAUCGGGCUGCAGCAGCCACAUACAGCGGUUUCCCUCAUUUGUUCAUAUUUUAGGUCACUGAAAUCAAAACGAGCACCCCUCCCCCCCCUCCUCCCCACCGUUAGUAAUAUGGUGAAUGGUUCUGAAUUUUUGUAACAAGCCUGUGUGUGUGCCAACGCAAAAGAUAACGUCCCUAUGAAAUGUUUCGCACCAUUCAUAUCUGAUGCUACACUUUUUUUUCUUUCUUUUCUGCUAAUUUCUGCUAUCACGUUCUCAUCACUCUCUCUCAUCAAUCAUAAUGUUAUUUUUAAUAGGAUAAAAAUAUUUGUCGUCAAGAAACACUUUUUUUUUUCUUUUUUUUUUCCUUUUUAGCCUUUUGAUAACGUUGAACUGACUGCCACUUGUGCUCAACAGAAGUUAAAUGCAACAGAGGGAUUUUUUUUUUUUUUUUUGGGUAUCACUCUCCCAUGCUGUAGAGUAGACUGUAUCUACAUUCAUGCUUAUUGUCCUGAUGAUAAAAAAAAAAAAAAUCAAAAGGACGUGUCAAAAGACAUCCUCCUCAACGAUCAGAGCAAAUUGACGUCUUAAAAGCAAACAAUCGGUGCAUCUUUGCUUGUUGACAGGUAUUUUGAAUGUGCACCGCCACACGCUCAGCCUUACGAGGACGUCACGAGGGCGAAAACAAAAUGUGAGGCGAGGGCCCGGUUAGUGGGUUGGGGAGGG
Thunnus maccoyii (southern bluefin tuna) is the source of this 4661-nucleotide messenger RNA. RefSeq names its product insulin-like growth factor 2 mRNA binding protein 2a (gene igf2bp2a). Gene Ontology annotation, cellular component: nucleus; cytoplasm; cytosol. Bases 1460 to 3295 code for a protein of 611 amino acids. NCBI's taxonomy places the organism in Eukaryota, Metazoa, Chordata, Actinopteri, Scombriformes, Scombridae. Gene Ontology annotation, biological process: regulation of gene expression; nervous system development. The record is from RefSeq and is a predicted model, not a curated record. The transcript has 20 exons. Gene Ontology annotation, molecular function: mRNA 3'-UTR binding.